Molecule: messenger RNA, 1205 nt
Organism: Betta splendens (Siamese fighting fish)
Lineage: Eukaryota; Metazoa; Chordata; Actinopteri; Anabantiformes; Osphronemidae
Gene: stard15
Product: StAR-related lipid transfer (START) domain containing 15
Exons: 6
Coding region: 174-959 (261 amino acids)
Molecular function (GO): lipid binding
Source: RefSeq, a predicted model, not a curated record
AGACAGGAUCACAGAUAUAAACUCGGAACCUGUUGUCCAGCAUCCAAUCCACAACCGGCCCAAAAGGACUCUGGACAUCAGGGGGGAGGGCGCACUGAUAUGAAUUGGAACUAUUUUGGUUCCUUCUGAGUUUCUACUGUUUUGGUGGUGUCGAUUCGAGUUGGUUCUGGGAGAUGCCGGUCCAGAUCCCGGACGACUCUGACUUCUCUUCUUUCAAAGACCAGUGUCUGAGCACGGAGGGAUGGAUCAGCCGCUACAACAAGGGAGGAGUGACGGUGUGGUGCCGGGAGGAGGAGAGCAAGACGGUUCAGAAAGUCAAGAUGAGGAUUGUGUGUAGGGACGUGAGUGCAGAGACGCUGUACGACGUCCUCCACGACACCAGCUACCGCAGGAAAUGGGACUCCAACAUGAUCGACACGUACGACAUCGGCAGGCUGACGGUCAACGCAGACGUGGGCUACUACUCCUGGAAAUGUCCGAGCCCUCUGAAGAACAGAGACUUUGUAACCAUGAGAUCCUGGCUCCCGCUUGGCAACGACUACCUGAUCAUCAACUACUCCGUAAAACACCCGCAACAUCCGCCAAAAAAGGAUUAUGUCCGCGCUGUGUCUCUGCUGACUGGAUACCUGAUUCAGUCCAACGGGCCGAGCAGCUCCACCCUCUACUACCUGACCCAGAUGGACCCCAGAGGCUCGUUGCCAAAGUGGGUGGUAAACCGAAUGUCUCAGCUCGUGGCUCCGAAGGCCAUGAGGAAGAUCUACAAAGCGUCUGUGAAGUAUCCGGAGUGGAAAAGAAAGCACAAUCCCAACCUGAAACCAUGGAUGUACCCAGAACAAAACACGUUGCCAUGCAUCAGCGUGUCGGAGCUGACGGUCCAAAGAGCCGACUCACUGGAGAACAUUGACGAGAGCGGCCUGAACGAGGAGAAGACGCACCACAGUGACGAUGAAGACACUUAAGUGCCUGAAAGGCUUCUGUUUCUUCUGCUGUUUGCUUGUCAGGUUGUUUGAAACUGAUCCACAGAUCAGAACUUUGGACUGAUCAGACCUGGAUCAGACUUCAGCUGAACAGGACUGGGUUCUAUUAUUAGAACAGGUAUUAUUUAACCCUGUUGUGCUGUCUGAGUGCUUUACCUCACCUUCAGCCUGGUGUAGACAGGGAACCACACAUCUGCUUCAGGAUCCUGAUUAAAGGUUCUACAUCUA